This is a messenger RNA of Dentiscutata erythropus, 675 nucleotides long. The record is from the annotation of a GenBank genome assembly. Lineage: Eukaryota; Fungi; Glomeromycota; Glomeromycetes; Diversisporales; Gigasporaceae.
AUAAUGGCAUCAUCUUCCAAUAAUACUAUAUCAUCAAAAAAACAUCAAAAGCAACUUAUCUCUAAGAAUAGAAAAACUACUUCACACUUAUUUGAUGAUGUUUUUGAAGAACUUCAAUACUUACUUAAUACUAAAGAUCCUAUAGUUGUAGUUGAAACUUCUGCUAUAAAUACUAAUUCUAGUUCUGAUUCUGAUAAUCUCUCACUUUUACUUAAUACUGAAGUUUUUACAAUUACUAAUCUUGAGUUUAUUAAUACUCAAAGUAAUCAAAGUUCUCGCCAUGAUAAAACUAAAUGUUAUAAUAUGGGUAGAAUGGAUCAGACCUGUCGAUAUUAUAAAGCUAAGUUUUGGAUGAUUAAAAAAAAUCAAAAUAGUAAAUAUAUUGCUCCAAAAUUUCCUCUUUGUUGUGCUAAUAACAAAGUGCAAUUACUACCUUUACUUAAACCUCCACCUUAUUUACUAAAUCUUUAUACUUCAACUAAUCCUAAUACAGUUGAGUCUCGUAAACAUGCUAGAGGUUAUAACAGUGCCUUGGCUUUCUAUUAUCUAAUUGGAUCAUUAUUAUCAAAUGAAGGUUGCACACCAGCAUUUGCUCAAUUAUAUAUUUAUUAUAUUGCAAAUGAAAUUACAAAUCAUCAAAAUGCAAUGCAAGAAUUAAAUAAAAAUAUUUUAUAG